Molecule: messenger RNA, 1974 nt
Organism: Anopheles marshallii
Lineage: Eukaryota; Metazoa; Arthropoda; Insecta; Diptera; Culicidae
Product: AT-rich interactive domain-containing protein 1B
Exons: 2
Coding region: 1-1974 (657 amino acids)
Source: RefSeq, a predicted model, not a curated record
AUGAAGGAUACAAACGCGAUGGGAGAAUCGACACCGAUUUGCCGUUGCCGAGUGCUGUACCUGGGCAGUGCCGUGCCCCGGCAAAGCAAGGACGGCUUGCAGGGGAUACAGGAACCGUUGCGAAGCCUUUACCCCUCUGAGGGUGCUAUCGGAGCGAAGGGCAUCGACUCGUGGCUGAGCGUCUGGUCGAAUGGCAUUCUGCUCGAGAACGUGGAUGAAAACCGGAAGCAAGUGACGCGAUUCUUCCCGAUCGAAUCGCUACACUACUGUGCCGCUGUACGGCAGGUGUUGAUUCCGGAGCGUGGCAAUAACAAUCCGGAGCCGAAAUUUCUUCCCCUGGACUCACCGUUUGCCCGUACCCCACGUGCCCAGCAUCCGCCAAUCUUCGCGGCCAUCUUGCGGCGCACCACCGGCAUCAAGGUGCUCGAGUGUCACACGUUCAUCUGCAAGCGGGAAGCGGCCGCAAAUGCGCUGGUUCGCUGUUGCUUCCAUGCAUACGCUGAUAAUUCGUACGCCCGGCAGCUGGAGGGCGGCUCCGGAAGUGGCAGCUCAAACAGUGUGUACGGCACGAUCGGUGGCAAAUCGAAUGGUACGGCGGAGGGCUGGCGGUCACGUGCCGGUAGCACGACCACGCUCAACAGUGUCGGUGUCAGCAGGCAACCAAUUAAUGGCGUCGGCGAUGCGUACACGGUGAAAAAUCUUUAUGCUAGCAGUGCGGACCUAGAGGUGGUGGACGACGGUGAAAGCUCACUGUACAAUGGCAACGAAAAUCACAAAGUGUGGAACGGUUCCACCGAUCAGAUCGAUGGCAUCGGCUUUGGUAACGAUGGUCACUACGAUAUCUACUCCGGCCCUGGUGGUCUCGGUGGCAGCACUGGAGGCGGCGGUGUCGGUGGCGGUUCAACGCUCGGACGCCCGGCACGGGUGCGCCAGAUAAGCGCCCCGGUGCCGGUACCGCCGCCACCGAAAGAGGAACCGAAAAAGUCCAAGAAGGACAAGAAAGCGGCCAAGAGCACAGCGGCCCUGCAACAGGUCCAACAGCAGCAGCAGGUAGGAAGUCAAAGUUUAUCCGGUACGCUUAUAAGACCACGUCCCAUGCACAUGAAUCCACUAGGUCGGCCGGCUGCCGGUCCAGCCUCAGCCAACUCUGCCGCAGCAAUGGCCGCCGCAGCAGCCGCACAUCACGGCAUGAUGAUGUACCACCACCAUCCCCAUCACCCGAUGGCGGGCCAUCCCGGUUCCGGUCCACCGCCGGUACCGGGUCGGCAGUUCCACACCAUCGGUCACCGCAGCAUGAACGGCAGUGCGGCGGCAGCAGCGGCGGCAGCGAUGGCCGCUGGUCUACCUCCCCAUCCCAUGCUCCAUCCCCAUGCCCAGAUGCACCCAGCGAUGGGUAUCCCUCAUCCCGGUAUGCAUCCCCACGCCGGCAUGACUCUGCCGGCAAUGAUGAUGGCACCCCAGUACGCGACCCUGCAGCAUCCGCGCACGAGCAAAAAGAAGAAGGACAAGGGCAAAACGCUCAACGGCAGCAAUGGCAGCAUCCCGAUCGGUGUGCCGGUCGUACCGCCGAUGUUUGCCUACCCGCCACAGCCGAACGGAAGUCUGGGCGGUGGGCCCGGCUCGCUCGCGGACAGUCGUCCACUGUCGAUGAGCAACCGGAAGCUAGCACAGUCGGCCGCGGCCGGGUUGGACGACAUGUCGGGCAACUCGGGAGCGGAAUCACCGGGCGGUACGGGCAUCUAUCGGCGCAAGGGGCACCUGAAUGAGCGCGCCUUUAGCUACUCGAUUCGACAGGAGCAUCGCAGCCGCAGCCAUGGUUCGCUCGCUAGUCUACAGUUCAAUCCACCCGACAUGAAGAAGGAGCGCGAGAUCGCACAGAUGGUGGCCGGGCUGGAGCUGAACGAUGAUUCGACGUUAAGACGCCGCUCGGAAGUAGCCGGUUCGUCCGGAACGUUCGGUAAACCGAGAAGAUGA